Protomyces lactucae-debilis is the source of this 1582-nucleotide messenger RNA. RefSeq lists its product as uncharacterized. NCBI's taxonomy places the organism in Eukaryota, Fungi, Ascomycota, Taphrinomycetes, Taphrinales, Protomycetaceae. The record is from RefSeq and is a predicted model, not a curated record. Bases 95 to 1528 code for a protein of 477 amino acids. Gene Ontology annotation, biological process: proteolysis. Gene Ontology annotation, molecular function: metallodipeptidase activity. The transcript has a single exon.
UAGCAGCAGAUCCCCUAAAUCCGCAGUGAGACGACAACUGACUUGAACUGAGCAGCACACGACCACUGCACAUCAAACACGACAGCAGCUAAAUAUGUCUGACCCGCUUGAACAAGUCUUUACCGCUGUAGACGAGCUCUCCUCCACGUUCAUUGUUAAUCUCGCUGCUGCUGUAGCCAUUCCCAGUGUCUCCGCUGACCCCGAACACCGCAAAGAUGUCUUUGCCAUGGGGAAAUGGCUUGCUGAACAAAUGAAAGCCAUUGGUUGCAUUGUUGAGUCUCGCAAAAACCCACUCGGUAAGCAGGAAGGUACAGAGAUGGAGCUGCCAGAUAUUUUGCUCGGUCAUUAUGGUACUGAUCCUGCAAAGAAGACUGUCCUGGUGUAUGGUCACUAUGAUGUACAGCCUGCUCAAAAGGAAGAUGGAUGGGCUGCUGAGCCAUUCACAUUGACAGAAGAUAAAAGUACUGGCCGUCUCUUUGGUCGUGGUUCAACAGAUGAUAAGGGUCCCGUACUCGGCUGGCUACACGCUAUUCAGGCCUUUCAAAAGGCAAAAGUAGACUUCCCCGUCAAUCUCAAAAUGUGCUUUGAAGGUAUGGAAGAGUAUGGCAGUGAAGGACUUGAAGAACUCGUGAAGCAAGAAGCAAAGCGGUAUUUUGCAGACUGUGAUGUCGUCUGCAUCAGUGAUAAUUACUGGCUUGGCGAAACAAAGCCUUGUCUGACAUAUGGCUUGCGUGGUGUCCAGUACUUCAACAUUGUUGUUGCCGGUCCACAAACUGAUUUGCAUUCGGGUGUCUAUGGCGGUACCGUCCAUGAACCCAUGACGGACCUCGUUGGCAUUCUCGCAUCUCUUGUUGCCAGCAACGGAAAGAUCUUGAUUCCUGGCAUCUACGACCAAGUUUCCAAGUUGACGGCAGAGGAACAAAAGCUGUAUGAGAAUAUUGACUUUACGCUUGAGGAGUUUCAAAAGUCCAUUGGCCACAAUGUCAAUAUCAAGGACAAUAUUGCCGAUACUCUCAUGUCUCGCUGGCGAUUCCCAAGUUUGUCGUUGCAUGGUAUUGAAGGUGCCUUUUCGCAAUCUGGCGCUAAGACUGUGAUUCCCGGCAAAGUGCAAGGCAAGUUUUCUAUCCGUACGGUGCCGGACAUGACAGCUGAAGAGGUGUCCAAGUGUGUCAAGACGCACAUUGAACAAGUCUUCAAUACAUCUGGUUCUAAAAAUCGUUUGAGCAUUGAAGAGUUGCAUGCCGGUGCGUACUGGUACAGUUCGCCCAAUCACCCAAACUUCCAGGCUGCAGCAGCUGCUACGAAGCGUGUGUAUGGUGUUGAGCCAGACUUUACGCGUGAAGGCGGGUCGAUUCCCAUCACGACUGUGUUGGCGGAGAUUGGCAAUGUAUGCCUUUUGCCAAUGGGAUCUGGCAAUGACAAUGCGCAUGGUCCAGCAGAGUCGAUUCCAAAGCGAAAUUAUAUCGAGGGAACCAAGCUGCUGGGGGCUUACUUGUACGAGCUAUCACGGACAGAUCUGAAUGUUUAGAUACCUCUAUUUCUAGUUGUAGAUGUCAGGUCAUAUCGAGUCAAUCGACGAGAG